This is a messenger RNA of Cryptotermes secundus, 3577 nucleotides long. RefSeq names its product neurogenic locus protein delta (gene Delta). Gene Ontology annotation, biological process: Notch signaling pathway; heterophilic cell-cell adhesion; multicellular organism development. Gene Ontology annotation, cellular component: protein-containing complex; plasma membrane. Gene Ontology annotation, molecular function: calcium ion binding. The transcript is spliced from 9 exons. NCBI's taxonomy places the organism in Eukaryota, Metazoa, Arthropoda, Insecta, Blattodea, Kalotermitidae. Bases 627 to 3176 code for a protein of 849 amino acids. The record is from RefSeq and is a predicted model, not a curated record.
UGUUCCCGUUUCCGAGUAGUGUGCUGCCAUCUGGCGGUUGCUACAGAAGUAACAGUGCAGUCGAAAAGUGGCGUUGUCAGGGAUUUGCCGCCAGAUAGUGCUGGUGUUAGGAGAGCGUUUUGUGUUGGUGGCACUGUGGACGCCAAAGAGACGACUUGGUGUAGUCUGCUGGUAUCUCGUGUGUGGUGAAGUUGUUUGUGAGAGCAGCGGCUGUGAGCGGCGAGUUCUGAUAUUUUUUUAAGAGAAGCACGCACGCGAGACAAUAGCUGUCGGAAUGUACAGUGAUUAUGCUUUGGAUAAUCAUCACCUGGGAUUACUUGUCUAGUUAUUAAGAUUCGUAUUAAUUGUUUGGAAUCGCGUGAUUCGUUUACUUUUUUCACACUGUAUGUUCGGCGAACAAAAUGAAACGAGGGUUAUUAAUUUUCUUCCGGGAUUUCAUGUUGGAAAGAGAAUUAUAAGUGUGUGGAAUAUGGGAUAACAGUUUCAGUCAAGUUCGCCCUGAGGUAGUAGCCCUAUUGCUCGCAUCUUCGCCUCCGAAGGUUGCUGCUUGCCCAAGCAGGCGGCCCUGGAGAGGCGGCUGUACAAUACAACGCGACGGCCAGCAACAAUCGGAACAACAAUCAGUCAUGAGGUGGAUACUACAAACCCGCAUUCAGGGCGCCGUUGUUAUGAUCAUCAUCGUCGCUUUGAAUCAGGUCUGUUGCUCCGGCGUGUUCGAGCUGAGGUUGAAAUCGUUUAUCAACGACCGUGGGAAGGACAGUGCUGGUCAGUGCUGCAGUGGGACUCCAUCCCAGGAUUCCGGUGCCUGUUCCGGACCUUGUCGAACGAGAUUCCGGGUCUGUCUGAAGCACUACCAGGCAAAGAUCGAUACAACCUCGCCGUGCACGUACGGGGACGUUAUCACGCCAGUUCUGGGCGAAAACACCGUUCGUCUGGUUGGGUCCGCGCAGCAGGAUGGAUUCGCGAACCCCAUCAGGUUCCCCUUUGACUUCGCCUGGCCGGGGACAUUCUCCUUGAUCGUGGAAGCUCUGCAUGAUAGAAACAAUGCAACAUCACGAUCCGCCGGGGAGACGCUGAUCACGCGCCUGACAACACAGAGGUUUCUGGACGUGGGGGAGAACUGGACGGAGGAAGAGCAUCUCUCGUCUCAUUCCGUGAUGAGGUACGAAUACCGAGUCACCUGCGACGCACAUUAUUACGGCGCCGGCUGCGCCAACCUGUGUCGGCCUCGAGACGACAACUUCGGCCACUACAAAUGCUCCCCCACCGGUGAUCGUGUCUGCUUGUCUGGCUGGCAGGGAGAUUACUGCACCAAACCUCGCUGCCUGCCGGGUUGUGACGAUCAGCAUGGACACUGCAACCAACCCAACGAAUGCCUGUGCCACAGUGGAUGGAAAGGGCGCCUUUGUGACGAGUGCGAGAGGUAUCCAGGAUGUCUCCACGGGACCUGCCAGAAGCCCUGGGACUGCCUCUGCAAUGAGGGCUGGGGUGGCUUGUUCUGCAACCAAGAUCUCAAUUACUGCACGAACCAUAAGCCAUGCAGACAUGGCGGGACAUGCUUCAACACUGGACAGGGUUCUUAUACAUGCAGCUGCCCCCCGGGGUUUGCAGGAACCGACUGCGAGAGGGAACUUGAUGACUGUGCCCAUCAUCCUUGUCUCAACGGAGGGACGUGCAAGGACAGUGGAACUAGCAGCUACCGUUGUGAGUGUCCUAAAGGUUGGCAUGGUCCUCACUGUGAGACGUCUGCCCAGACUUGCGAGGAUCAGCCCUGCAGGCAUGGAGGGAUCUGCAGUGAUACUUCCCAGGGCUACACCUGCAAGUGCCCCCCAGGAUUCAGUGGCACCGAUUGUGAGCAUCAGAUAGAUGAAUGUGCACCGUCGCCUUGCAAAAACAACGCCAGCUGCGUGGACCACAUAAACAGCUUCGAAUGCAUUUGUCCCACCGGGUUUACCGGGGAUCGCUGCGAAAUUAAUGUUGAUGACUGCAAGGGAAAUCCUUGUCUACAUGGAGGGACUUGCGUGGACAUGGUGAACCAGUUCCGUUGCCAAUGUGUGCCUGGUUACGUUGGAUCUCUGUGCCAGAGCAAAGUAGAUUACUGUAAGACAAAACCAUGCGCAAAUGGAGGUGAAUGUAUAGAUCUUGUUAAUGACUAUGCAUGUACUUGUCGACCAGGGUUCACGGGAAAGGACUGCAGUGUCGAUGUUGAUGAAUGCAUGUCGUCUCCUUGUAAGAAUGGAGGUACGUGCUCGAAUAGAGUGAACAGUUUCCAGUGUGUUUGUCCACAAGGAUACCACGGCAAGACGUGUAGUGAUGACGGGAAUGCCCUGGUACCGCACCAAGAUACCUCGAGUGCCGGUGCUUAUCUUGCCACUCCCGGAAACAUUUCCAGGCAUGUCUUGGAACAGACCGACGAAGAUACAGGUCUAUCAACUGAGCACGUUGUAGUCAUUGCGACCUUAUCGACCGCUGUGCCGAUUCUUGUGCUUGUAGCGGCAGUUGUAGUGAUGUGCUUGAAACGCAAAAGAAAACGCGAGCAGGAGUUGGCGGACGAAGAAGCAAGAAUGCAAAACGAGAGGAAUGCUGUCCAUAGCAGCAUGACGAAACGAGGUGGCAGUGGUACAGUGGGAGGUGACACUCACAUGAUUAAGAACACGUGGGGGAAAUACAUCAAUAAUGUACUGGCAGCAGGGGAUGAAGGGGGUGGUGGAAGUGUAGUGAGUGUGAGUGCGGACCUCAGUAACGGGAGUGACUUAUGCUACCCAAAACAACAGCAGCAACAACAGGUCGUGGACGGUAGUGUACCUGUGUAUACGCUUCAGCGAACGAGGUCGCAUAAACAGUUGAACACCGACGUCCACCGUGGCAGCCAGUCGAACAGAACAUCGACUGCAUUACUCGCCAGUAAACUGGACAAAGACUUUGAUAAUUUGUGUCCGAGCAACACGCAGCAGCAGAGGACGCCAUCAUCCAAUGUAGCGGACAAGAGGAUAUCUGUCCUGUCCGUGGAUUCGUCGCUUUGCAGUGCGAGUGAUCCAACAUUAGUCAAGCGAUGUCUCGACAAAGACAGUAAUAGUAUUCUGUCGGCAGCCACGAGUUCUGGGCCGACAAGCAGUGUGUUUGUGAUAGACGAUCAUUUCCACCAGCCAGAGGGUCUUCUGGCUACAGAGGUGUAGCAUGAUAAUGUGAUCUCUAUACUCCGAGUGACUGGUGAUGAAUGCCCCUCCCCAUACACCACUCACCCCUUCGUAGCACCCCACUUCUAUUACUCAAGACUGAACGCGUGUACGUACACACCGAACGCCAGUAUUCGAACGUACACAACAAAUGUAAAGGGUUGAUUUGGAGGGCGGUGGUGUUUGGAACGAAGAAAGAAAACAAAUGAAUAAAUAACCACCUGUACAUUUAUUUAUUUUUAUUGAUAACUCCCAUACUGGAAAUGUACUUUUCAAUGUUCUGGUUCCUGUUAUGAAUAUUGACAACGGGUCAUCUCAGAUUCAAGGGAAAAAGUAUUCGAAUGAGAUGUGCCACCACGUAGGGUGAUCCUUGUUAAUUGUAGACAGAUUUAAAAAAAAAA